AUGGCCGACGACGAAUUCGAAAUCGACAUUUACGGCGAUGCACCCCAGGAGAACCAGGAGGGACAUCAUGAGUACGAGGGAGGCCAGCAGCAACAACAAGAGCAUGACCACCGAGAAGACCACGAUGACAGUGGACAGCAUGAGCACAAGGAGGAAUCCGAACAGUACAACGAUCAGUCGUCGUCUGCCCCGCAACAAGGCACCAAGCGUAAGGGGGACGACAGAGCGGUAGACCCUGGCGCUACCAACGCCAUUACCAUCUCGGAUCUGAACUGGUGGAACACGGACGACGAGAUUCGCGGCUGGUCACGCCGGGCGCAUUGCGAAGACGAGCUCAAGGACAUAACGUUUAGUGAACACAAAGUCAAUGGCAAGAGCAAGGGCCAAGUCUAUAUCGAGUUUGCUUCCCAACAAGCUGCGACCGCCACGAAGCACCUCGUCGACAAACUCGAGGGCAAUACACCCGGCCAAAAGCGCUACAAUGUCGCCUACUCGAACCCGAACGUGAACCCCUUCCGCACGCUACCCAAAGACACAUCCAACAGGCAACCAAAGGAAGGCCAAGGGUCUCGGGCCACAGGCACCUUUAACAACGACAACAGUGCCAACAUGGGUGGCAACUUCCGCGGCAAUUACAGGGGACGUGGCGGCGGUGGUGGUUUUGUGCCCCGUGGCGGCAUGAACCAGAACAACUACAACCGCAACUUUGUCGGCGGUAUGGGUGGAUAUAACCAGAACAACAACAUGGGCGGCUUCAACAAUGGCGGCAUGGGCGGCGUCGGCUUCAACAACAACAUGGGCGGCUUCAACCGGGGCGGCUUCGGCGGCGGCAUGCGUGGAGGGCCCGGCGGUAUGCGAGGCGGCCGUGGUGGCAUGAAUCAGAUGGGAGGUAUGCCCAUGGGCCCAAUGGGCGGAAUGCCAAUGGGCGGAAUGGGCAACCCCAUGGGCAUGAUGGGUGGAGGCAUGCAGGGUUUCCAAGGAAUGCCGCAGCAAUUCAACCCCGGCUUUUUCGGUGGCGGAGGGGGCGGUCAGGGAGGUGGCGACUGGGGAAAUCCCCAUGGUGCCAAGAGACCUCGUCCAGAAUAA
Molecule: messenger RNA, 1086 nt
Organism: Verticillium dahliae VdLs.17
Lineage: Eukaryota; Fungi; Ascomycota; Sordariomycetes; Glomerellales; Plectosphaerellaceae
Product: RRM domain-containing protein
Exons: 3
Coding region: 1-1086 (361 amino acids)
Biological process (GO): mRNA alternative polyadenylation
Cellular component (GO): mRNA cleavage and polyadenylation specificity factor complex
Molecular function (GO): mRNA binding
Source: RefSeq, a predicted model, not a curated record